This is a messenger RNA of Mycena citricolor, 529 nucleotides long. Lineage: Eukaryota; Fungi; Basidiomycota; Agaricomycetes; Agaricales; Mycenaceae. The record is from the annotation of a GenBank genome assembly.
AUCACGCACACACAUGAACCGGGUCACAAUGAACCCCUAUCAUUUCCGCAGCACGCAUGCAAGCAUAGCAAUGCCCUUCAUCUAUUCCCCGACAAGCGCUGGGAGUUGGCCACUCGGAUGACCGCCCUCGACUCGGAUAGCCUGACCGGCCUCCCCGCGCUUGCCGCUGCAAAACCAUUCGUGAAGGGAUACGCUACCUACUUGGGUCAUCUGGCAAAAACGGAUCCGAGACUAACUCAUGCAUGCUUUGAUGUCGGAGAAGUGAUGCGAUUCGACGGGCGUGCAUAAUACAUAUCUUCCUCCCGUUGGUGUCUUCAUUCGAACACCAGGCGGUUGUCCUCGAUGCAGCUCAUUAUCUACAUCACAUUCUACUGCUAGUCCCUCAAGGGUGGCACUGGAAUUGCUUCGCUAAGCCGUCGUCUUCCUCGCAGCAAUCGGGGGCACACAAGCAGGGUGGGCGUUCCACGUUCGUAAGAUCAACACGCACAAGCGCGUGACCAUGCUCGACCGAGCGUAUUCUUCCAACCUU